AUGGAAAACCUACACGCUCCGACUGUACAGUCUGGCCCAACAUCGGGUCCAGCAAGCACAAAUGGCACCCAAACGAGUGGAAUGACUUUCGCUCAACUCCAAGCCAAGAAGGACAAUAUUGAAGCUGAAAUGAGUGCUCUGGGGUCCGUACUUCAGUCGCAUGGAGUUGACAUGAAUACAAGGUUGAUUACCCCCGACGGGUUUCCUCGAGCAGACUUGGAUGUAGCGCAAAUUCGAACUACAAGAACACGAAUUAUUUAUCUACGAAACGAUCACAAAGCCCUCAUGAACGUUAUCGAAAAGUUUCUACACGAGCAUUUCGCAAGGCAAGCAGCACUUGGAACUGGGGAUGAUGCGACAAACGAAACAAGCAAUACAGACAUCUUAUCUGCCUCAUCGUCGAGUAUAGAACAGCCUGCCGGCCCACCUUUUGCUAAAGUGAACAGCGUAGUGGACAACAGUCCCGCGGAUACAGCUGGUUUGAAGGCUGGAGAUGAGAUUCGGAAUUUUGGAUACGUGAACCACUCAAAUCAUGAUGGGCUGAAGAGGGUUGGAGAGUGUGUUCAGGGCAAUGAGGGGUCUCGAACAUCUAGCUCGCUCUGUUUACCUCUUUUUUCCUCAACAUCAUAUUCAGUAAUCAUGGCCGAAGCAUCUGGAGUCCCAACCUUCAAGCUUGUCCUUGUCGGUGAUGGAGGAACUGGAAAGACCACCUUCGUCAAGCGUCAUUUGACCGGAGAGUUCGAGAAGAAGUAUAUCGCCACUCUUGGUGUAGAAGUCCACCCUCUCGGGUUCAGCACCAACUUGGGCCAGAUCCAAUUCGAUGUAUGGGAUACUGCAGGACAAGAGAAGUUCGGUGGACUCCGUGAUGGAUACUACAUCAAUGGCCAGUGCGGUAUUAUCAUGUUCGAUGUCACAUCCAGAAUCACCUACAAGAACGUCCCCAACUGGCACCGUGACUUGGUCCGCGUGUGCGAAAAUGUCCCAAUCGUCCUGACCGGAAACAAGGUUGAUGUCAAGGAGAGAAAAGUCAAAGCCAAGACAAUCACAUUCCACCGAAAGAAGAACCUCCAAUACUACGAUAUCUCUGCAAAGUCCAACUACAACUUCGAGAAGCCUUUCCUUUGGUUGGCCCGCAAGCUCGUCGGCAACCCAACUUUGGAAUUCGUUGCUGCUCCAGCGCUUGCCCCACCAACCGCCCAAGUUGAUCAAGCCCUCCUUGACCAAUACGCCCAAGAGAUGAAGUCCGCUGCCGAUCUACCACUUCCAGAUGAGGAUGACGCCGAUUUGUAG
Molecule: messenger RNA, 1290 nt
Organism: Glarea lozoyensis ATCC 20868
Lineage: Eukaryota; Fungi; Ascomycota; Leotiomycetes; Helotiales; Helotiaceae
Product: P-loop containing nucleoside triphosphate hydrolase
Exons: 8
Coding region: 1-1290 (429 amino acids)
Biological process (GO): protein import into nucleus; ribosomal subunit export from nucleus
Cellular component (GO): nucleus; cytoplasm
Molecular function (GO): protein binding; GTP binding; GTPase activity
Source: RefSeq, a predicted model, not a curated record